UCAAUGGAUGCCUCCAUUUUUCCUCCCCCUCUCUUUGCACUCUUCAAUCACUGUGUAGAAGAAUUGCAGUUUGCAAUCUCUCUCUUUUUCUCUCUGCAUUAGCCCCUUGAUUCCCUGUUCUUUCCAUUUUAAUUCCAAUUCCGUUACCCACUCAGGAUCAAGAUGGAAUACGAGAUUCGAUUUGGGCAGGUUCAAAGAUCAAAAUAUGAUUGUCUACUAUUUGAUCUUGAUGAUACUCUUUAUCCCCUUAGUGCUGGCCUGGCAACAGCAGUUCUUAAGAACAUUCAAGAUUACAUGGUUGAAAAGCUCGGUAUUGAAGAGAGCAAAAUAGAUGACUUGUGUAAUCUUUUGUACAAGAAUUACGGCACUACAAUGGCAGGCCUUAGAGCAAUUGGCUAUGAUUUCGACUAUGAUGAAUAUCAUAGCUUUGUCCAUGGGAGGUUACCUUAUGAAAACUUGAAACCGGACCCUGUUCUGAGAAGCCUUUUGUUAAGCUUGCCUAUUCGGAAAGUUAUCUUCACUAAUUCUGAUAAGGUCCAUGCCAUCGAAGCUCUCAAAAGACUUGGUUUGGAAGACUGUUUUGAAGGGAUCAUCUGCUUCGAGACUCUCAAUCCUACACACAAGAGCACUGUUUCUGAUGACGAGGAUGAUAUCGAGUUUCUGGGAUCCACACAAUUGUCUCGUCCCCUUAGCACAAGCCCUAAGAUUUUCGACAUAAUUGGACAUUUUUCUCAGCCUAAUGCAGAAUCAACUGGAUUGCCAAAGACACCAAUUGUCUGCAAACCAUCAGAAUCCGCCAUUGAAAAGGCUCUUAAAAUUGCCAACAUUGAUCCACAUAGAACAUUGUUCUUCGAGGAUAGUGUACGAAACAUUCAGGCUGGAAAACGCGUAGGCCUUGAUACUGUACUGGUGGGGAAAUCUCAGAGAGUAAAAGGUGCAGAUUACGCAUUCGAAAGCAUCCAUAAUCUCAAAGAAGCAUUGCCCGAGCUUUGGGAAACCGAUAAGGUUGCUGAAGUUAAUUACUCGGGUGUUGCAGUCGAGACAUCUGUUACAGCUUAGGUUCUAUGUUCAUUCAUAGUAUCGGAGAAAUCCUUAAUUCUAUGGCUUUUAUUAAAUCAUGUAAAUGUUCUGUUGCUAUCAUCAGUUAAUAUAAUUUUUUCUUCAAAAAAUAUUGUAGUACUAUAUAUAAGCUGCUUGCAUUUCUGGUCACUGUCAAUCAGUUUAAUCAUAAUACGAUGCUAAUCCCUUGAAGAUUACGCUGGUUUAUGCGUAUAAUUUAGAUGUCAACACUAUUUCUUCAAGUAGUGAGACAAAAUUUGACGUGUAAUGUACUAAACUUGAAUUUAAUAAAUGGAGUGGCUAAGAUUGUUGGUGUA
Olea europaea var. sylvestris is the source of this 1376-nucleotide messenger RNA. RefSeq lists its product as uncharacterized. Bases 163 to 1059 code for a protein of 298 amino acids. The record is from RefSeq and is a predicted model, not a curated record. The transcript has 9 exons. NCBI's taxonomy places the organism in Eukaryota, Viridiplantae, Streptophyta, Magnoliopsida, Lamiales, Oleaceae.